CAGUCGUUGUACUCAGUGGAGCUUCAGAACGGUUCAUUGCUCAACUUUCUCGCUGCUUGUCAUGCGCGCUUCGAUCCUUCUCUCGUGCCUCGCGGGUCUCGCCGGCGUCACGGCCACCGCGCCUGUUUGCAUUCUUGGUGCCGGACCCUCGGGCCUUGCGUCGGCGCUGCGCCUCGCAGAGAAGGGCAUCACCGAUGUUGUGAUUUUUGACAAGAAGGACGGUCCUGGUGGCAAGACGGAGAACUGGGUCUCGCCCGAAGGCUUCAACCACCACAUUGGCGCCAUUUUUGGCGACACGACCAUGUACCCGCUUUCGAUCGAGCUCCUCGACAAGUUCAACGUCGAACGCCCGCUCAUUGCGCUGCCGCAAGAGUACUUCUACAACGUCGAAACAGGCACGAUCCUCGACGCUUCGACGCUUCCUUCGAACGCGACCGCGGCGGUCGCUGCCAUGCAGCGCUACGCGGCCGUCUACGCCAAGUACGCAGCCUACAUCCGCCCGGGCUUUCCGAAUGGCGUGCCGGCCGAGAUUGCGGCGCCCAUGGCAGCGUUUGUGGCAGCCAAUCAUUUGGAGCCGCUCCUCCCGCUCUUUCACGUGUACCUCACUGCAUGCGGCUACGGCUCGCUCCACGACCUCCCCACGAUGCAUGCUCUGGCGUACAUCAAGCCGUCGCUCUUUGUGCAAUUUGCGACACACCAGUCGACGAUCUUCAUCACCGACUACCACCUCCUCUUCGCCAAGAUUGCGUCGUCGUUAACGCAUGCAACUUUUCGAUACAGUGCAACCAUUGCCAGCAUGGACCGCCGAGCGGACGGGGCUAGCAUCAUGUACACGGUGAACGGCAAGGGUCCUCAGACGCAAGCGUGCGCUUCGAUCAUCAACACGAUCCCGCAUCGCUUGGACCUCCUUCAGCCACUGGGUCUGGACGCCCAGGAAGUCGACGUCUUCAAACACGUGGAGACGGUCCAGUACUUCACGACAGUCUGGACGCUCGACCACGUCGAGCCGCAACAUCAGUACUCGAACCAGCUCCAGCUCACAGGCAACGCGGCCAAGCCACUGGCGUUUGGCGAGCCGCUUGGUGACGGCGCGCCCGUCAUCUUCUACACGCAGCCGUCCGACACCAAGUACUUUAACGUCUACUCGUACAAGCGCGGCAAGGACGUGAUCUCACUCGAAAACGUCACGGCGCUGGCGCAGAGCACACUUUCCCAGCUCAACAAGAACGUUUCAGAGCCGGGGGCCGUCGCCACACCACUGACAGCAGCAGAUCUUCGGUUUAGCAAGAGCUGGGACUAUUUUGCCCACGUUAGCCCAACGACGGUUGCCAACGGCUGGCAUGCGGCCCUGGCAAAGCUCCAGGGCCACCGGUCGACGUACCACACGGGCGCGGUUCGCUUUAUGGAGACGGUUGAGUGCUCGAUCGCGUCUGCAUUCGAUCUAGUCGACACGUACUUUAGUUCGCACCCGGCGUGCUAAUCGAAUAGGUUUAUCGUCUCCA
Messenger RNA from Saprolegnia diclina VS20, 1502 nucleotides. RefSeq lists its product as hypothetical. Bases 62 to 1480 code for a protein of 472 amino acids. The transcript has a single exon. Lineage: Eukaryota; Oomycota; Saprolegniomycetes; Saprolegniales; Saprolegniaceae. The record is from RefSeq and is a predicted model, not a curated record.